AAAAAACAUCCUAUGGUAAAAGGCUGCCGUUUUAUUAAAGUACUGUACAUACUGAUCUGACGGAUUAUUCAUCCCAUUCACAGAUGUUCCGUGAACGCAUCAAAUUCCAUUUGAGGAAGUAAGAGGCGAAUUAAAAUAUACUUUAUUGACUUCUGGAAUCUUUGCUACCUUCAGCGCCUCCUGUAACACGUACGGGUUCAGCACAACGAGGACCCGCUCUCUCAAAGCAUUCAAGAAAACACGAGCGCCGGGCUGAGUCAUGGCCGCCGUUCAGAUCCGGAGGUUCCGGGACGACGACGCCGAGGCGGUGAAGGAGAUCUUCACGCUGGGGAUGAGCGAGCACGUGCCCUCGUCCUUCCUGCACCUCCUGAAGCAGCCGCCCACCCAGAUGCUGCUCAUGUGCGUCUUCUGCGCUCUCAUGACCAGCUCCAGGUCCUUCCUGCUGCCCGUCCUCGCCGUCACCCUCCUGCUGGCCGGCGCCCGGCAGCUCGUGGCCUACAUCUUCAACAGCUACAUCGACGCCUCCCUCCGGAUGGACCUCAACGACAUCGGCGGCGUCUACAUGCGGGCGAGGGACAGCUGCUUCUGGGUGGCCGAGGUGGACGGCCGGGUGGUGGGCACGGCGGCCUGCCUCCCCAACCAGGACGCGCCCGCCUGCCUGGAGUUGAAGCGCAUGUCCGUCCGCCGCAGCCACCGGGGCGCGGGCAUCGCCACGGCCCUGUGCCGCACCGUGGCCGACUUCACGCGGGACCGGGGCUACGCGGCGGUCGUCCUGUUCACCUCCGUGGUGCAGACGGACGCCCAGCGGCUGUACGAGCGCCUGGGCUACGAGAAGACCCGAGAGUUCGUGGUUCCGGAGCUGGCCGCCAAGAUCACAAACUUCACCCUGUUUGAAUACAGGCUCGAUCUGCAGAAAGGGGGGAAGAGCGAGUGAGAGACACGCAAAGGACGGUGCGAGACAUUUCUGCUGUUCAUUCGUCCGGUUUUCUGUGCUUAUGCUUUUCCCAGCAUGCAUUGCGCUUAAGGCAAGCAGACACUUCACACGAGGGACCACACACACACACACACACACACUUGAAAGUGAGAAGGUCAGGUUUGGUUACUCUACUAACACAAUAACUCCUUUGCAGUUAAGAGGAAUAUCUGCUAUGGCUGAAGUCUGUUUGUGAUGACUGAGCUGCUUCAAAGUGAAGCGUAAGUGUGUAAACGAUUUCUUUUCUAAAUUACACUUAAAUGAAUCUGAACUUGCUCUUAUGAUUUCGUAGCAUUCUUUUAUUUUGUAUUUUCUAAAUUCUCUAAAUGAGCGGAUCAUGACGCGAUGAAUCCACAUUAAACAGUUUUGUCAAUGUCAUCA
This is a messenger RNA of Pungitius pungitius (ninespine stickleback), 1354 nucleotides long. Its product is annotated as probable N-acetyltransferase camello. The coding region runs from base 260 to 934 and encodes 224 amino acids. Gene Ontology annotation, molecular function: N-acetyltransferase activity. The record is from RefSeq and is a predicted model, not a curated record. The transcript has 2 exons. Lineage: Eukaryota; Metazoa; Chordata; Actinopteri; Perciformes; Gasterosteidae.